AUGAAAAAUAAAACAUGUUUUGGUAUAAAUAUUAUCUCAUUAACAAUAACUAUAUUUGGUACAAUCAUAGCAUUGAUUGUAUUGAUAUACAUUUUAUUACGAAGAAAAACUCUUUAUAAUAUUCAAUUACUUCUUUGUGCAAAUAAUUAUUUGUUACUAUUUAUUCUUGGCAUUUUAACACUUACAAUUAAUAUUCGAAUCUAUCAUGGUGAUUUAAAGGAAGUAAAUAAUGAAAAAGAAACAUUAUCUUGUCGUAUGAAUUCAUAUAUUUUCUAUGUAUUCAUGUCAGCUGUUUAUCUUGCAUUUAUUUUACAAGCUACUUUUCGUCUUUGUCGUUUGAUUUAUGUUUCUCGGCAAAAUCUUUUGAAUUUCCGUACAUAUUGGUUUAUUAUUCCAUUAUUUUGGUUAUUUUCUUUUCUAUUAAAUCUGCCCUUACUAUUAUGGCAUGGUCAAGAAUUAAUUCCUAGUGAAAACGCUUGUUUAGUACCAAAAGAUGAUCCUCGAAGUAUUGCAUAUUCAAUAUUAAUAAUCUAUGGAAUACCUUUUCUUUCAAUAGUAUUGGUUUAUAUUCGACUUAUUCAAUUUUUACGUCAACAAAGUUUAAAUCGAAAUUUUUCCGAAUUUAAAAGAUUUCGUCAUCGAGAUAUGAAGAUUUUUCGUCGUAUUCUUAUUGUUGUUAUUCUCCUAGGCAUAUAUGGUUUACCAACUGCAAUCAUGUUACUAAUUUUAGCUUUUACUAAUGAACUUGUUAUUUGUUUCUAUCGUAUUCUUAUAUUAAGUGUAUCAGUAUGCGUUUUAACAUUGAGUUUAGCUUUAGUUUAUAUCACGCCACAAAUUCAUCUUUGUCGUCAAAAGCCAAGGGUUAUUCCAAUGAUUAAAGAUCAAAAAGAUAUUCCUCAAUAA
Messenger RNA from Adineta ricciae, 903 nucleotides. The record is from the annotation of a GenBank genome assembly. NCBI's taxonomy places the organism in Eukaryota, Metazoa, Rotifera, Eurotatoria, Adinetida, Adinetidae.